GCGAGGUCAAUGAUUUUUUUUUUUCUAAUUUAAAAAAAAAGAGAAUUAAAGCGACCGCUUGAACUUCCGAGAGGGCGAGAGGUUGUUCGCGCGCUGUGGAGAUGAUCUUCUUUUUCCUGGUUUGCAUGCUGGUCGAUCGCGUUGCCUGCCAGAUCCGCUACUCGGUGCCCGAGGAGCAGGAACAUGGGACCUUCGUGGGGAAUAUCGCCGAGGAUUUGGGCUUGGACGUGACGAAGCUGGCGGCCCGCCGCUUCCAGACGGUGGCGAGCUCCCGCUCGCCGUACCUGGAGGUGAACCUGGAGAACGGGGUGCUGUUCGUCAACGAGAAGAUCGACCGGGAGCAGAUCUGCCGCCAGAGCCCGAGCUGCCUGCUGCACCUCGAGGUCUUCCUGGAGAACCCCCUGGAACUUUUCCGCGUCGAGAUCGAGAUCGUGGACAUCAACGACAACCCGCCCAGCUUCCCGGAGUCCGACCUGACGGUGGAGAUCUCCGAGAGCGCGUCCGCCGGCACCCGCCUGCCGCUGGAGAGCGCCUUCGACCCGGACGUGGGCAGCAACUCGCUCCGCACCUACGAGAUCACCCCCAACAGUUACUUCCAGCUGGACGUGCAGACCCAAGGAGACGGCAACAAGUUCGCCGAGCUGGUGCUGGAGAAAGCCCUGGACCGGGAGCAGCAGGCGGUGCACCGGUAUGUGCUGACGGCGGUGGAUGGGGGGCUCCCUCAGCGGACGGGCACGGCUCUGCUCACCAUCAGGGUCCUGGACUCCAACGAUAACGUGCCGGUCUUCGAGCAGUCCGUCUACACGGUGAGCCUGCCGGAGAACGCGCCCCUGGGCACCCUGCUCAUCCAGCUGAACGCCACCGACCGAGACCAGGGCAAGAACGGCGAGGUGGUCUACUCGUUCAGCAACCACGUCUCGCCCCGGGUCAAGGAGCUGUUCAGCAUCGAGCCCAGGACCGGCUGGGUCGAGGUGAAGGGGGCGAUCGACUACGAGGAGAGCAGCCUGCACCAGAUCUAUGUGCAGGCGAAAGAUCUGGGGCCCAACGCGGUGCCGGCUCACUGCAAAGUGCUGGUCAAAGUUACCGACGUGAACGACAACGCCCCGGAGAUCAGCUUCAGCACCGUGUCCGACUCGGUGAACGAGAGCGCAGCCCCGGGCACCGUGGUGGCCCUCCUGAGUGUCACCGACCGCGACUCGGCUGAGAACGGGCAGCUGCAGUGCGAGAUCCUGGGUCAGGUCCCCUUCAAACUUAAAUCGUCCUUUAAGAAUUACUACACCAUCGUGACGGACGGGCCGCUGGACCGGGAGCUCACCGACUCCUACACCAUCACCAUCAUGGCCAAGGACAGGGGCUCACCCCCUCUGGCCUCCAGCAAGUCCAUCAAGGUGCAAGUGGCUGAUGAGAACGACAAUGCACCCAGCUUCUCGCAGCCUUCCUACGAUGUGCAUGUAACUGAGAACAACGUUCCCGGGGCUUAUAUUUACGCCGUGACUGCUGUGGACCCCGAUGUAGGGCAGAAUGCCUAUAUCUCUUACUCCAUAUUGGAGUGUGAUAUUCAGGGGAUGUCCGUUUUCACCUAUGUCUCCAUAAACUCGGAGAAUGGCUACCUGUACGCCUUGCGCUCUUUCGAUUACGAGCAGCUUAAAGAGUUCAGCUUCACGGUUCAGGCUAAGGACUCGGGGAGUCCUCCCCUGAGCAGCAACACCACCAUCAACAUCAUCAUCGUGGACGAAAACGACAACGCGCCGUCCAUCGUGUCGCCCGUGGCCAGGAACGGCAGCGCCAAAGAAAUUGUGCCCCGCUCGGCCGAGCCGGGCUACCUGGUGGCCAGGUUAGUGGCGGUGGACGCGGAUGACGGGGAUAACGCCCGCCUCACUUUCUACAUCGCCAAGGGCAAUGAACUGGGGCUCUUCAGGAUGGACUGGAGGAGUGGGGAGCUCAAGACAGCCAGGCGCUUGCCCAGCACCAAGAAGGACCCCAGCGCCCCAUACGAGCUCCUGAUUGAGGUGAGGGACCAUGGCCAACCUCCCCUGUCCGCCACCGCCACCAUCCUUGUGCUGGCCGUGGACAGCGCCGUGGAUCGCCAGGGGGAGCGGGGCAACCGGGCCGGGAAUCCCAAGGACAACUCGCUGGAUUUGACCCUCAUCCUGAUCAUCGCCCUGGGCUCGGUGUCCUUCGUCUUCCUCCUGGCCAUGAUUGGGUUGGCCAUCCGGUGCCAGAAGGACAAGAAGCUGAACAUCUACAGUUGCCUGGCCGGCGAGUGCUGCGCCUGUUGUAGGCAGGCGAGGAACAGGAAGAAGAAGCUCAGCAAAUCGGACAUCAUGCUGGUGCAGACCAGCAACACCAACGCGGCUCAGGUCUCGGUGGAGGAAGGGACCUUUGGGCACCACAGCCAGAAUUACUGUUACCAGGUGUGCCUGACCCCGGAAUCGGCCAAAACGGAUCUCAUGUUCUUGAAACCUUGUAGCCCAGCCCGGAGUACGGACGCUGACCACAAUCCCUGUGGCGCCAUCAUCACUGGGUACACGGACCAGCAGCCUGACAUCAUUUCCAAUGGGAGUAUAUUGUCAAACGAGACAAAACACCAGCGGACCGAACUCAGUUUUCUUGUGGACAGACCCCGUCGAGUUAACAGUUCUGCUUUCCAGGAAGCGGAUAUAGUGAGCUCGAAGGACAGUGGCCACGGGGACAGCGAACAAGGGGAUAGUGACCACGAUGCCACCAACCGAGCUCACAACUCUGGCGCUGACCUCUUUUCCAAUUGCACAGAAGAGUGUAAAGCACUGGGACACUCGGAUCGUUGUUGGAUGCCCACCUUUGUACCCACAGAUGGCCGUCAAGGUCCUGAUUACCGCAGCAAUCUGCAUGUCCCCGGCAUGGACUCUGUGCCUGACACCGAGGUCUAUGAAGCUCCAGAGCAGACUGGGGAGAAAUCCUUCUCUACAUUUGGAAAAGAAAAAUCACAUCCAUCUAAUUUGGAAAAGAAAGAAUAUGAUGCACUUCUGCCCAACACACGUGCGCCUUACAAGCCGCCAUAUUUAACACGGAAGAGAAUUUGCUAGUCCCUUCUGUUGUUGCAGCAUGAUUUUGCACAAGCCAACGACUUAAAAGAAAAAAAAUCAACUUUCCAGUCCGUCAUCCUGGCCAUCGCGUUGUGCAUAAUGUAGUCGAUUCCUAUAAUAUUGGAGACAAUCGUGCUAAUAAUGGAAUCGAAUGCUCUCAGCAGGUCUGAGAAUGAUGCGAUUUGGAGACCAUUUGGUAGUGACUAGUCUGGUCACUUCCAAGACCUGUGUGUGCCUGUUUACAGCACUCAAAAACUUUUACUGAGCUCAUAGCUCUUUUCUUUAAUCACCGACCGCCACAGAUCGGCACCAAAAGAAGCCAACUGUACAGAAACCAAUCAGAUGUGCAUUACAGAUGCAAUAUCACUGUUUUAGAUGUGACUGUUUUUUCUAUUUUUUUGUGAUGGAGUGUUCCCAAAUUGCGACAAGUUUUCAAGACUGUGACUGUGUCCUUCACGCACACUACUAGGUCUUUCUAGUGAUGAGCCGCAGACCCACAGUUAUCAGAGCUCCUCAGUUCAACAACGUUCUGUAGUUUAUACACAGUGUUACUUGCAAAUGUGUUUACUGUACUCUUUCGAAAAUUCUAAAUAAAAAGAAAUGUACUCCUUUUUUUUCUUUCUCAAGUGAUGGUAUCCAGUAAAGGGAUGAUUUAGCAACCUGCAAUAUCAAUAAUCCCAAGUGUCUAUUUAUCUAUAGCCUCUUCUUUCAUUUCCAUGACUGAUUAAAGCCACACCAAAAGAGAAAUUGAGAAAACUGAUCUAUAACACUUAAAGUCAAAAGUAAAUUCAAACAUUUAACAGGUAUUUGUCCCUCGAAGAAGACAAACCAUUUUGAGCUACUUCUUGGGUAUUUUCUCAACAUGAGUAAUUGAUCUGGAUCCCAAGAGGAACCAGCAAUUCCACUGGUAGACAGCAGAAAAGAUUGUUUUCCUUUAUUUAAUUCAUAUAAUCCAUGGAUCCCUCUCAUGAUGUCUUUUUUCACGAUCACUCGGGAAGAUGAUGUUUUCUUAGGAAUAAAGUUAUCCCAUCAAACCCACAUAUGUAAAUAUGAUAUAAGUUUCUAGCAAUUCCUGGUAUGAUUGAAGUAAAACUACUGAGAAGUGGUAGUGUAUUUAACGGCCGUAACAUAUUAAUAUGUUCUAUUGGAUAUCCAACAAUCUACAGAGCAAGGCUCCCAUGGUUAAUUGUACCAUUCGAAUCCCAAGAACGUAUCACAUCUUUGAGUGGAGAUUCUACUAUUAGUCAGCUCUUUUAUAUUAUACAGAAUCACUCCUUUUUUUGAUUUUUGGUCAGAUAAACUAUUUAAACCAACUCUUAUUUUAAGCUACCAAAUUUAACUUUUUUAGACUGAAAAAGAAAACAGCAGAUCAAGGUGAAAAAUUGGGGAAACUUGACUUUUUUAAAAAAUAAGAUAUUAUGAACAAAUGGAUGUUGUAUUUUUCUCACAUUGUUGAAGCAGUUUAUCGUCAAUAAAAACUGUAAUACAUUAUUAUUCUAUCCACACUGUAGUAGUUUAUACGUGCUUAAAUUAGUCAGCAAAACUUUGAAACAUGAAAUAAAUAUAAUGCUACACAGCAAUCAUUUGGGUUAAUUCAACAAGCAGUACAGAAUAAUGAUGCAAUUGUUUACAAUCAUGGAUUUAAAGUGCUAUUCAUUAAAAGUUCC
Molecule: messenger RNA, 4732 nt
Organism: Carcharodon carcharias (great white shark)
Lineage: Eukaryota; Metazoa; Chordata; Chondrichthyes; Lamniformes; Lamnidae
Gene: pcdh10a
Product: protocadherin 10a
Exons: 5
Coding region: 102-3065 (987 amino acids)
Biological process (GO): homophilic cell-cell adhesion
Cellular component (GO): plasma membrane
Molecular function (GO): calcium ion binding
Source: RefSeq, a predicted model, not a curated record